Molecule: messenger RNA, 3695 nt
Organism: Mus musculus (house mouse)
Lineage: Eukaryota; Metazoa; Chordata; Mammalia; Rodentia; Muridae
Gene: Adgrg3
Product: adhesion G protein-coupled receptor G3
Exons: 10
Coding region: 1907-2962 (351 amino acids)
Biological process (GO): regulation of cell migration; adenylate cyclase-inhibiting G protein-coupled receptor signaling pathway; G protein-coupled receptor signaling pathway
Cellular component (GO): membrane; plasma membrane
Molecular function (GO): transmembrane signaling receptor activity; G protein-coupled receptor activity
Source: RefSeq, a predicted model, not a curated record
GGAGACUGUGGACAUGCCUUUUGUUAAGGCAUUGAUCCAGAACAUCAGCACGGAUGUCUCAGAAGACCUGCUGUACUCUCUGAUGCUUUCCCAGGUGAAGAGCUUCUUGUUGGCUCAGACCUCUGCUGGUGCCCAUCCCUCCUAAGUCCUAUGCAGCAUUGCAGUCAGUGGAUUAACUGCAUGAGCGGAAUGGUGGUGGGUUAGCAGCCAGGAUGCUGGGAGGUCCACGAACCAGUCCUCCUAUCACUGCCCUUGAUGUCCUCUGGGAGUCUCCUCUCUCCUAGAGUCCUCGGGUCCCCACCUGGAGAUGAAUCUCUGGAUUCUACCAACCCUAAAUUGUCCAUUAACCUCUCUGCCAGAACACACAUGUGAAGUCAGAGUAAGGGCACGCUUGGCCUCAGAGAGAUGGAGUGGGAGGAGUCUACAUAUAUGCUGGCCCAGAUUUAAAUCCCAUCUCUGCCCUUACCAGCCAUUGUCUUUGUGGGCGCAUCUACUUUUCUGAUCCUUGGUUUUCUCACGUGUAAACGAUGAGAGUAUUGCCCACUUUCAAGAGUGUCAGAAACCAAGAAGAAUGAGGCAUCCUUAUCCUCCCAACACCCAGGAGGCAGAGGCAGGAGGCUUGCUCCUGAGCUCCAGGCCAGCACAGCUUCUUUCUCAAAACAAACCAGAGAAAUAUAAACAACAACAAAAUAAAACAAGCCAUAAACAUAUUGGAAAGAACAUCUGAGUUAAAACCAAGACAUUCUUGGUCUAGCGAGGGCUCAACAAGUCCAGGGCAUCCCUGCAGAGAGGAAGUUGAGGGUAGAGGUCCAGGGAGCUGGCUGAGCCUCUUAUGAUGCAGUGCCCUCUAGGUAGGAGCCUCACUGGGCCAAGACAUCACCUAUGCAUCCUUUUUGACAAGAUCUAGACCUGGAAGGUGAAAACUGGGGCUUCAGCCCCAACCCCUGGUCCCCUGGUCCCAUGAGCAUGGAUCCAUCUGAAGCAGGGAGCUAGUGUAUGCAGGCUGAAGCUCUAGGGUGCCCAGGAGGUCAGACACUAGACAAAGAAUGCCUGGUGAUUUCUGCAGAGGUUUGUUCUAACGUUCUAACUAUGCUUGGUUUCUAAAUCGCUUCACUGUUGGGCAGGAGGGGCUUCCCAGCCAAGGUAAGCACGAGUCCCCCACACCACUCUCCUCUCACUUCUUUCUGGGACAUCCCUCAUUGUGCGCGCACGUGUGCACACGUGCGCACACACACACACACACACACACACACACACACACACACUUAAAAGCAGAGUGUGUCUGUACCAAUGUAGACAUGCUCUACUGAUUCCUGUGAUGGGAAAACUGGGGCUCCACUGUUAAUGCUUGUCCAAGGGACAAGAACAUAAGGAGCAGAGGCUGGACUGAGCCAGGUGCUCUGUGCCCCAGCCCUGAGCUAAAAAGUCCUCAGAUGCUGUCCCUCCACUUGGCCUGCUACAGUUUUCCUCCCAACUGGAGUGGUAGUGGCAUCUGUCUUGGGGCUGGCAUCCUAAGGGGGAGUUGGGAGCUGUUGGAUCCAUGCUUACAGAUCCCGAGGCAGGUGAUGCAGGGUGAGGACGAGCCUGCUGAUGGAGUCCGACUUCCCAAGAGCCUGUUUGGAGCCCUGCCUGGCAACAGGUCUGCAGUCCGGUUGGCCAUAACUGUUCUAGACAUUGGUGCAGGGAAUGUCUUUAAGGGCCCCAAGCUCCUUGAGGACAAGGGCAGCAGCGUGUUGAACAACCGCAUGGUGGGUUUGAGCGUGGGCCAGAUGCACGCCACCGGGCUGUCGGAACCUGUAGAGAUCACCUUCUCCCAUGAGCGUCAACCACCUGCAAUGAUCCUGAAGACAGGCAUGCACGCACAGACAGGCAGACCCUCUUGUGCCAUACAUGUUGUAUACCCUACAUGCACAGUGGUCCAGGGAGCAUCAACCGAUGGAGUCGAUCUCCCCAUAACGUGAUCCUCACCUGUGUAUUCUGGGAUAUGGCUAAAGGAGACUGGGAUUCCCACGGCUGCUCCACGGUGCCCGGGGAUGGGAGAACUGUCUGCCGUUGCGACCACUUGACCUUCUUCGCCUUGCUGCUGAGGCCGAUCUUGGACCUGGCCACGGCACAGACUCUCACUCGCAUCUCCCAGGCAGGCAGUGCCGUCUCCAUGAUCUUCCUGGCCUUCACCAUGGUGCUCUAUGUUGCCUUCAGGUUCUCUCUGCAGAGGUUCAAGUCUGAAGAUGCCCCUAAGAUCCACAUGGCUCUGAGCAUCAGCCUGUUUCUCCUGAAUCUUACCUUCCUGAUCAAUGUGGGGAGCAGCUCCCAAGGCCCCCCAGCCUCCUGCUGGGUCCGAGCUGCCAUUUUCCACUACUUUCUGCUCUGUGUCUUCACCUGGAUGGGUCUGGAGGCCUUCCACCUCUACCUGCUGGCCAUCAGAGUCUUCAAUACCUACUUUGGACACUAUUUCCUGAAGCUGAGCCUGCUGGCCUGGGGCCUGCCUGUUCUUGUAGUUAUUGGUGCUGGAAGUAGCAACAGUUAUGGAGUUUACACCAUUCGCGACCAGGAGAACCGCACAUCACUGGAGUUGUGCUGGUUCCAGAAAGAGCCUGCUCUUUAUGCUACUGUCCACGGCUACUUCCUUGUUACCUUCCUCUUCGGUGCUGUGGUACUGGCUUUGGUGGCCUGGAAGAUCUUCACUCUGCCCAGUGUCACAGCGGGCAAAGGACAGGGGCCGACCUGGAAGUCGGUCCUCACCGUGCUGGGCCUCUCCAGUCUGGUGGGCAUGACCUGGGGGCUGGCUGUUCUCACCCCCCUCGGCUUGUCUACCAUCUACGUCUUCACCCUCUUAAACUCUCUACAAGGGCUCUUCAUCUUCUGCUGGUUCAUCAUCCUCUACUUCCCUACUCAGAGCACCACAGCCUCCUCCUCCGGCACCGCCCGCCUGGACCAGGCCCACUCCGUGUCCCAGGAGUAGAUGAUGGGUGGCUGCAGUUUGCUCUCACUUCUGGCUGGUUUGUGUGACCUUGAACAGCUCCCUACUUCCUUCUGGGCUCCACUGUCUUCUCUGUACAGGAUGUCCAAGGACGGAGAGGGUGAGGACCAAGCCAGGCCCUGUGGCUUCAAAGUUCCCAUUCAGGAGGCUGGAGACUUGACUUGAAGAGGACACUGGUUCAGUUCCCAGCACCCACAUAACAUCUCUCAGCUGUCUGUGACUCUAGUUCCAAGAGAUCUGACGCUGUCCUCUGGUCUCCAAAGAGUACCAGGCAUGAAUGUGCUGGAUAUAUACAUGUGCCACUCAUACAUAUAAAAUAGAAAUUAAAAAAAAUAUUUUAACAGCUCCCAUUCGGAUGUGUUCAUGGGUCCAAAAAGCUACAAAUGCAGAUCUGCAGGACUCAAAAGUCCCUGUAAGCCUUGGAGCCCCAGCCAACAGUGUUAUCUUUACCCCUGUUGCUAUGGUGACAGAUCUCUAGAGCUAAGCAGCUGUGGACCACCUUUAAUUCACCAGGAGAGAACCAGAACCGGAGGCUUGCUCCAUCUAUAUAUGGCCAAGGGGGAAAAGGGAGAAAAAGCAGCUCUUCCCACGACGUCUGUACUCUUAUGGGACAGCCUUACCAACCAUUUCAACCCAGCCUGAGCAUCAGGCCUGGCUGUGUCAAGCCAAUAAUUGUCACACAUUUAAAUAAACAAAUAAUUGUUGACUGAGCAAA